Messenger RNA from Nematolebias whitei (Rio pearlfish), 5177 nucleotides. Its product is annotated as ubiquitin carboxyl-terminal hydrolase 31. The record is from RefSeq and is a predicted model, not a curated record. Lineage: Eukaryota; Metazoa; Chordata; Actinopteri; Cyprinodontiformes; Rivulidae. Gene Ontology annotation, biological process: protein deubiquitination. Gene Ontology annotation, molecular function: cysteine-type deubiquitinase activity. The coding region runs from base 1 to 3942 and encodes 1313 amino acids. The transcript has 16 exons.
AUGUCGAAAGUUGUCAGCAGCAAGGAGAAGAAAUCCUUCAGCAAGAAGCUGUUCCGCAGGAGUUCGGUCCGCUCCGUGGGCAGCUUCAUGAACAGAGUCCUCCGGACCCUGUCCACUCUGUCCCACUUCGGCACCGACGAGCAGGCCGCCGCCGACGACAAGGACGAGGCGACUUCGGCUCCGAACACCGCGGCAGGCUCGGUCCAGUCGGACGACAGCGACUGCGGGGGGUUCCAGCUCGGGGACAAGGUGCCGGGUGUCUCCGGGCUCAAGAACCACGGCAACACCUGCUUCAUGAACGCCAUCUUACAGUGCCUGAGCAACACGGAGCUGUUCGCAGAGUAUCUGGCCCUGGAGCAGUUCAGAGGAGGGGAGACGAGCACCGACGACAAGGCGAGGUCCAACGGGGUUCUGGUGCAGAAGAAGGGGGGCAGCCAGCAGCAGGAGGCGGGGGAGGUGACCGAGCAGCUGUCCGGCCUGGUUCGGGCUCUGUGGACCUUUGAGUACACCCCUCAGCACAGCAGGGACUUUAAGAACGUGGUGUCGAAGAGCGCUCUUCAGUUCAGAGGAAACUCUCAGCACGACGCCCAGGAAUUCCUCCUCUGGUUGCUGGACAGAGUCCAUGAAGACCUCAACCAGAUCAUCCACCCUGACAGCAGACUCCCCCUGAAGGUCAGGAGCAAAACAGAUCCUCCAGUGGAGGAGGAAACGGCUCCUGAAGGAUCUCCGCUACCAGCACCUGGCUCUUUUGUACAGGAGCUGUUUCAGGCACAAUACAGGUCCUCCCUGACCUGUCCUCACUGCCAGAAGCAGAGCAACACAUUUGAUCCUUUCCUCUGCAUCUCACUGCCAAUCCCAGUACCUCACACCCGACCUCUGUAUGUGACGGUGGUGUACCAGGGAAAGUGCUCACACUGUAUGAGAGUCGGGGUGGCCGUGCCUCUCUCGGGCACCGUGUCCAGGUUGAGACAAGCUGUGGCGCAAGAGACCAAAAUCCCCGCCCAACAGAUUGUCCUCACCGAAAUGUACUUUGACGGCUUUCACCGCUCCUUCUGCGAUGACGACGAAGACCUUGAGAUCAUUCAGGAGAGCGACUCCAUCUUCGCCUUCGAGACGCCCGAGCUAUUCAGACCGGAGCAGAUCCGCUCCAUGCGAGGCGGCAGCCCACAUGCAAACCUCAAUCAGAACAACCUGAAGUACGGCACGGAUAAUAACAGGAUAUCCACGCAGAUCCAGGAGUCAACAACACCACCGCAGAGUCCCAAUAAGAACAGCGGGCAGGCUGAGAAGAUUGUGCUGAUGGUGUGCAACAGAGCCUGCGCUGGGCAGCAGGGACGCAGGUUUGGGAAUCCUUUUAUUCUCUAUAUGGAGCGUACAGUAACGUGGGAUAUACUGCAGACAGAGAUCUUGGAGAAGAUGAAGCAUCUUUUGCGCCCUGGUGUCCUUGUGCAGGUGGGGCCCUUCACUCUGCGUGUGGUAGGAGUGGUUGGAAUCACUUAUCUGCUGCCUCAGGAGGAGCAGCCUCUCUGCCAUCCCUCUGUGGAGAGAGCAUUCAAGUCCUGCGGCCCAGGAGGGCCACCUCAUGUCAAAAUCGUGGUUGAAUGGGACAAAGAGACAAAAGACUAUCUGUUCAAAAGAACCGAGGAUGAGUACAUACCGGAUGCUGAAAGUGUCCGACAAGUGAAGGAGCAGCAUCUGCAGCCUCAGACCUGCACGCUGGCCCAGUGUUUGCAACUAUACACCAAAGAAGAGCAGCUUGCUCCUGAUGAUGCAUGGCGAUGUCCACAUUGUAAGCAGCUUCAGCAGGGCAGCAUCAAACUCAGUCUGUGGACACUGCCAGACAUCCUCAUCCUCCACCUGAAACGCUUCAGACAGGACGGGGAUCGACGAGUGAAGAUGCAGAACAUGGUGAAGUUCCCACUCACAGGCAUGGACAUGGCACCCCACAUAGUGAAGAGGAGCCAGAGCAGCUGGAGUCUUCCCUCCCACUGGUCGCCAUGGAGACGCCCUUACGGGAUGGGGCGCGACCCAGAGGACUACCUGUAUGACCUGUACGCAGUGUGCAACCAUCACGGCACCAUGCAGGGGGGGCAUUACACAGCUCACUGUAAGAACUCCAUUGAUGGACAGUGGUAUUGUUUUGACGACUGCGAUGUUCAUCCCAUGUCUGAAGAUGAAGUCUGCAAGCAAACUGCCUACAUCUUGUUUUAUCAAAGACGUGCAACGAUCCCAUCCUGGUCUGCCAACAGUUCUGUAGGAGGUUCCACCAGUUCUUCUCUGAAUGAACACUGGAUAAGUCGGCUGAUGGGAAGCCGUCCACCCAGUCAAGCCUCAUCUGGUUCCUCAAGGCGCACUUCCUUGGCUUCCCUCUCUGAGUCCGCUGAGUUUGCUGGUGAAAGGAGCGAGGAUGAUGGUCUUUCAGUCCGACAAGCAGUCAGAGGCAUUCAAAGGCAAACGUUCUCUUCAAGAUCUUCUAUCGCCAGCCCGCUUGCUCUGAGUGAAAAUGGAUCCAAACCAUCCUGGUCCCACUCGGCUAAGCUUCAACUGCGCUCCAACUCUCCUUCAAGGUUCUCCCUGGAGUCCCACUCCUCUCCAACACUGGAGAGGAUAGGAGAGGUGGUCGAUAGCCAGCUGACAGAUUUGUGUUUUACUGUGUCCCCUAAACCUGAGAAAAUGUCAGGAGGAAAGUCCAUUCUUGCUGCUUUGGACAAUAAUGUUGGCAGUAGGAGGUUGAUAGAGCAGGGGUACCUCAAGAGUGUUGCACAGGCAGAGCAUCGGAGCUCGAUCCAGACAGGGAAAAACAGCAAUGUUACUGCUGCUGAGCAGGUAAGUCCUAGACAUGGAGUGGCACCAAAGGAUCUAAAGCAAAGAAAUGGAAUGGCAGAUAGCAAUGGUGUCAAAAGGACAUCAUCCAAGACAGGGGUAGAGAGUGAGAGAAGUCCCAAAAAACGUCCUGCCACCUCCUCAACAUCAUCCAGCUCUCUGUCCCCUGCUUCUCCAGCCAUUGAAAAGUCACCAUCUCGAACACAGUCCAAGGGUGCAGCAAUGGCAUCAAACCCCAGGGACAGAAGCAGUGGACCACCUAAAACAAGCAAGGGUAGUUCCUCAAGAACAGCAACGCCAUCCAAGAAAGUGACCUCCCAAACCCCAGAGAUGUUACAUCCUGAUCCAUCGCAAAGGAAGAGUGGUUCUCUAGGGUUAGAAAGCUCACACUCUCAGAGGAGGCCAUCACCCAGAGGGGGCACUGAGAAAAACCCAGCUGCAGAAAGGACUAGAGCAGCAGACAGGAGUGCUAGCCGUGAAUCCUCACGAGCAAAAACAGCGUCAGAUAGGAAAGUUAGCCAUGGAGGGCCUCCUUCCAGGUCAAGCGGUUCUAGUAGAACAGAGACAAGGCCAGGCAGGGCUGUUGAAGACAGGGCAACAGGCCGAACCUCAAGCAGUAGCUCGUCCAUUACUAGUCUUCGAUCUUCAAGUGUAGGCAUUUCCUCAGGUAACACAGCUCAACCUCCGAGGGGAACUCGAGGGAACAGUAAGACAGAAGACAAAGGUUUGUCCUUCUUUAAAACCGCUCUGAGGCCCAAGGAGAACCGUAAACCAAGUGAAAGUGGGAAACCAGAGCCGGGACAACCAAAAGGAAGUCCAGACGAUGAGGAUGCAACAAGGGAAGCGCUCUCUGGUGGGGCGAGCAAAAAAGCCCAGAAUGCAGGUUUAGAACUUCCAAACAGUGUGACUACAGCCAAAGAUAAGGAAUCCUCUAAAGUAUCAGCUGCAACUAAAAACUCACUGUUGCCCUCCACAAAAUCUAAGCUCUCUGAAGCACAAACAAUCACUCAGUCUUCUGCCACCGCUAAGGACUCUUCAAAGAAAGAGCCUGCUAAAAAGACAUUACAGUCCAGGAAGAUCCCCAUAAGUUCUACACAGACUAGCCAGAGAUCCAAGUGAUGCAUCUUUAAGGGUCUGAAUCUGAUCUUUCUAGUGCAGCUCUGAGGUGUUUUCUCCCUGUUGUCAUCAAAGACCGGGUGUUGGACAAACACUUUUAAAAACACUGUAGCUUUUCAGUGGCCACUGAAUUCCAGCUGCCAUUUUAACAGCUACUUUGGAAUGGGUUUUCAACAAAGCACUUUGUAUGGAUUGAAUUGAUAUUCUGAAAUAUUCUUCUGUAUUGUAAAUAAGCAUGGACAUAUAUUGAAAUCUUUGCCUUGUUCUGUCUGUAGCAUCACUGGGAAAAAAAUGUCUUAGUGGAGCUGAAAAUUAAACUGAAUUUGCACAAGAUGGAAAGCAGGUAUAAGGGAGGAACAGCUUCAGACACAUCAGACAUGUGGACAGCUCAGCCACCAAAGGAAGUUUUUGGCAAUUUUUAACAAGCUGAUGCAGUGAAUAAUUUUCAAAUAUCACUUUUUACCGCUCUCUUACAGUAUUGAGAGCCAUAUGUCAACAACAAACAUCAGUGCCUCAGAUUAUAUAAGAAAUAUUUAAUCUAAAUGGUAUAGCAGCGGUUGUUGGUAAAUUUGUAAUUGAAAAAUCAAUAUUUAUUAAGCACUGAAAAUGUAAUUUUAAUUAAACCACAGUUAAGCCUAUUUAACCUGAACUACUGUUUACAUAUGCUCUUUGGUGUAACUGCAACAGCCUUUAAGAUGUAAUGUUUUUGAUGGCUUUGUUCAGCCCAAAUCUGUCAUGGAGAGGCUGAGAAGAGGCGAAGGAACGCAGUAUGAGUUGCUGGUGUUGAAUUUCUGAAAACUUCAGUUUUUAGUGAUUUGUAGCCCUGUCUACACUACUCGGAAUAUUUGUUUAAACAUGUUUUGUUUUUUCUCCAUUUAAGUUAAAAUAUCGUUGCCUACAUCAUUUUAACAAAAACUAAAAUAUCCAUGUUGUUCUCUAACUGGCAACAUGGGGCAGUCCACGAGGGACAUGUUUUUUUGAACACACAAUAAUUUUUUUAUUGCUUCAACCUUACCUUGGAAAUGGCGUUUAAGGGCCCUAAAAUAGUGUUUUUUAAUGGGUUGCUAAGUGAAAAAAAUCUUGAAACACCACUCUUGUGUUUUCAUGUAGACAGCCAAAAUGCAGCCUUUUUAAAACAAUGAUGUCUUAGUCUCACCUCUAAUCUAAUAUAUGACCGAAGAGUUCUUUUUUGUAAACAUUUUGUACGCCUUGUUUCCUGUUUUUGUUGUAACAUUUUU